This is a messenger RNA of Rattus norvegicus (Norway rat), 2965 nucleotides long. It is a transcript of the gene Mss51, whose product is annotated as MSS51 mitochondrial translational activator. The record is from RefSeq and is a predicted model, not a curated record. NCBI's taxonomy places the organism in Eukaryota, Metazoa, Chordata, Mammalia, Rodentia, Muridae.
CCCACCCUCUCCUUCCUUUUUUUUUUCCCUGAAAAGAAUCUGUGUAGCUCAGAUUAUCCUUCCACUCAUCUAUCUGCCCGCCUCAUCCUCCCUCAGCUAGGACUUUUAUAGGAACGAACUGUCAUGCCUGGCUUUUCAUCUUCAUGACAGACAGUUCUACCAAAAACAGUGGAUACUUAGAUAAUUUUCAUUGCAACUCAUGAUACAAAUUACAGUAAUUUGGAUCUCUAAAUUGUUUCUUUAAAUGUCUACCAAUAUAAGUAGUGACACUAAAAUAGAAAUAUCCACUAUCAAUUUUCGUUCUCCUGUUACUAUCCUCUGUUUCCAAAAGAUGACACUGAGUCGGUUUAUGCUUUCAUACACCUUCUGGAGUUCAGUCCUCAGUAACAGAAUUCAGCCUCGCGGACGGCUGUCAUUUCAUUUUGAAGUUCCUUUUGUUUGAAGUUGACCUGAAAUCUUUAUCACAGUAAUAAACUCUUUAAUCGGUUUUUUAAUAUUAUAACUGAUUCCCUUUGUUUACAGUUACUCUAUAUGGCAUUGUGCAAUGUUUCAUUGACUCCUUGUUUAUUGUUCCUGUUUUCUAUUCUUUGGAAUCCUUUCUUGGUGACAGAAUUUUGUAAAAUUGUAUACUACCUUCGAGGACCCCCAUUGUCAGAAGUUCUAUUUUCCAGAGUCAGGUAAGUGUGACAGCUGAGGUCAAAUGCAAGUUAAAACAAAAAAAGUGGGGAGGGGGAGGAGGUGCCGGAUCUCUGUCCAGAUGUCAGCUGUUAGGUUCUCCAGCUCCAUAGUUACAAGUGGAAAGGAGUUAGGAAGUGUGAUGGAACCUUCUGUAGCAGCAGCAUCCGUUACCAGGAGUGAAAAGAUAAUCGUUUUCCAUCCCUAUAAAUAGUACGUACUUUUACUCAGUAGCUUAAAAUUGGUCUCAGUUAUUUUGAUAUUUCAGAAGCAUUUCUUUCUUUUGAAACCGUCAUGUAGAAUGUCCUUUGAGAAUACCUUAUGUACCGGUGAAGUGAUUGGUUUUUUGUUUUUUUUUUUACAAAGUAGUUCUUUUUUUUUUUUUUUUCUAUAGUUGAGUUCCUUGCACCAUUAAAUGCCACUCUUCUGCCUUUUGGGGGGUAAUUAUAUUUGUACUUGAUCCUAGUUUGGACAUUGUUGGAUUCUAUUUGACAAGUGUGUGAAGCUAAAAAGUUCUCAAGUGUGGAGAACUCGUCCUGUGUCUAGAUUGACGUCCACAUUUUCCAGUGGUUCCUUUCCUCUGGUUUGGUGUCUGUCUUUCCAGCGAAAUACUGAUUCCCUAAUUAAUCCCAAGGGGUUUCCCCCUCCUAAUGAAGCUGUAAAGUGAGAGCAGAAAUGCUGCCUUGAGAGACAUCCAGGAAAUGGUAGGUUUCAUCUUUCCUUGGCUUGCCUGGCUUCGGUGAGCUGAGUGUUGACACAGUCUUGAGCCCUCUUGGCAGAGGAUAAGGGUCAGAGAGAAAACUCAAGCAGGUGUCCUGGUCCUGGCUUGUCUCGUUAGGGAGAAUUCAUCCCUGUCUGUCUGGUUGGCAGGGCACAUGUUAGUCACCGAGACCCAGCAUUUCAGCAGUUUGCAGAAGAAGUGAUUUGAAUGGACAGCUGCAAGUGAGACAGCCUAGACCUGAAGAGAUGAAACACUCACUUCACUUGGAGGAAAGAAGGAAGCAAGCCUAGGGCUUAACAGCAUCUGAUCCCCAAGCAUCUGGUCAUGGCUCCUCGUUCACGGCGGCGAAAGCACAAGAAACCGCCACCAGUGACUCCCAUGCCUGACAUCCCACCCACAGACGUAUCUGCAGUACGUCCAGCCCUCCCAGAGCCUGGCCCCAGCAUUGACGCCCUCGGCUUCAUUGCCUUGGACAGCGAUGUACCAGGCCUGCCCCAGCGGAUCCUGCAAAGGCUGAACAUGAAGAGCUAUGAAGAGUACAAGUUGGUGAUAGAUGGGGGAACCCCAGUGCCAAGCUUUGGGUUUCGAUGUCAACAAGAAAUGUUCCAGAGAAUGGAGGACACAUUCCGAUUCUGCGCUUACUGUAAAGCACUCCCCCAUGGCCUUUCCAGUUGCAAGGUUCUGCGGCACUGUAAGAGGUGCAGAAACGUCUAUUACUGUGAUGCAGAGUGUCAGAGGUCAGACUGGCCAGCACACAGGAAGGUGUGUGGAGAGCUCCGUCUCGUGGCUGUGGACCGUGUCAUGGAAUGGCUUCUGGUCACAGGUGAUUUUGUCCUACCCUCAGGACCUUGGCCAUGGCUGCCUGAAGAGAUACAGAAUUGGGAUACCUGGUUCUCCAUGAGGGGUUUACAGCUAGAAUCUACAUUGAAUGCUCUUCUGGGUAGCCAUGCUAUGACCAUGCUUUGGGCCAGUCUAGGAAGGCCACGACCAGACCCAGAUGUCUUGCAUGGCUCUUUGAAGCGGUUGAUGACAGAUGUCCUGUCACGGCCUUUGACCCUGGGCUUAGGGAUUCGGACUCUGGCGAUAGAUGUUGGGAAGACUGGGGGAAGCACAUUGCACGUGGUUGGUGCUUCCCACGUGGAGACAUUUCUCAUCCGUUCUGGAGAUUAUGAUGAGCUUGGCUACAUGUUUCCUGAAAACCUUGGCUUUCGUGUGAUUAUGGUGGGUGUAGAUGUGAGUGCUGACCUUUUACAGAGUUCCUCAUCUUUACCCCUGGAGCCUGGAACAGUUCAGCUUAGUGGCCACAGGGCCCUGUAUCAUGACUUCUGGGAGGAGCAGAUAGAGACUGGGAAUCUAGCCCAUCCAGAUUUGGUGGCUGCAUUCCAUCCAGCCAGCAGGAAUUGGAAGCCUCUUUGCAAGUCCUGGUGAACUUGGAUACACACAUCAUUGCUUGUGGCGCUAAUCCUUUCGCAUCCCUCAAACCAGAACAGGUCUAUUCCAAGCCCAACAAGCAACCGGUGUACAGCAGUGCCUACUACAUCGUGUUUCGUGGAUGUUCCUCCUGCCAAC